Molecule: messenger RNA, 815 nt
Organism: Orbicella faveolata
Lineage: Eukaryota; Metazoa; Cnidaria; Anthozoa; Scleractinia; Merulinidae
Product: max dimerization protein 1-like
Biological process (GO): regulation of transcription by RNA polymerase II
Molecular function (GO): RNA polymerase II cis-regulatory region sequence-specific DNA binding; protein dimerization activity; DNA-binding transcription factor activity, RNA polymerase II-specific
Source: RefSeq, a predicted model, not a curated record
CAUAUCUUGUUUUCGUUUUGAUAAUAUUUACCAUCCGCGUACAGCACAUGCAGAUAAAAAUUUGUCUCGUGAAUUUCGUUUUUGGCUCGCGAAAUAUUCACUUAGAGAAAAGCCAUGAAUAUCGAACAGCUUCUAGAAGCUGCUAAAAUCAUCGAAGAAAGGGAUGAAGCGAAGAAGCAGAGUCAGGCGUCUGUCAAACGCGAUAGAAAGCCAACGAAACGUUCACCGAGCUACAGCCGUACGACACAUAACCAGUUGGAGAAAAACCGGCGAGCUCAUCUUAGGGAUUGUUUGGAACUACUUAAAGAAUUGGUUCCUUCACCGCCAGAGCAUCAGAAAGCGACUACUCUAGCGUUGCUUCAGAGCGCCCAACAAUAUAUUCAGGUGUUGAAAGUUUCAGAAAAAGAAGCUCUAGACACAAAGAAAAGACUUAAUCAGGAGAGGUAUGCCCUUCAGAGAAGACUUGCCCUUCUUCAAGGUCGCAGUGACAAGACUAUGAUUGGCAUAAAGAGGCCACGUCACUCAGAAGGCGAGUCCUCAACUAGCAGUGAGGAAAUUGACGUAGAAAACGAUGAAGAAACUGGUUAUGCCAGUAGUGAGUCAGACGAUCGCUUUAGCAUUGGUAGCUCUGCUGGCAGUGAUGGGGGGUUAACAGCAAACUCAAGGAGAGUUAAAUAAUUUUAUAAUUCUGUGCAUGAAUUCAGUGAUUGCAUUGUUUCAUGUCAACUUAUCUGUUAUGUUAACUGGUGCCAGAUCUCCUAAAUCUACUAUUAAGCGGUUUUGCAGUCUUGUUGGGAAAUUUGGUUUGGGGGGGG